Molecule: messenger RNA, 1292 nt
Organism: Tripterygium wilfordii
Lineage: Eukaryota; Viridiplantae; Streptophyta; Magnoliopsida; Celastrales; Celastraceae
Product: deSI-like protein At4g17486
Exons: 5
Coding region: 253-999 (248 amino acids)
Biological process (GO): protein deubiquitination
Molecular function (GO): deubiquitinase activity
Source: RefSeq, a predicted model, not a curated record
AUACCCAUACGAUUCUCUCCCUACAAAGUAAGCAUGAGGCAUGCCUGUGAUUCUUUGAAUUGACAAUGACAUUAAAAACAAAGUAGAGAGAGAGAGUCAUUGGGAAAUGGGUGUGUAUGCUUGAACAUUACAAAAGCGACUCUAUCUGAAGUUGUACACCACAAUGGCUUUGCUUCAAUGGUGCUUCCAUGGCCUCUAAUGGCUUUGAAUCUGUUGAAGCCAAGCACUUAUUGGUCUUACUAUUAAGAAGAUAUGAAACUUGGAUCAAAGAGAAGGUGGAGAUCCGUUGUGCCCAUUCGAUUGAGAGGCAGAUCAGCCACCCGUUUUUGUUUGUUCCCCAAGCUGAAGUCAACUAGCUAUGGUCCAGGCAACACACCAGUUUAUCUAAAUGUCUAUGACUUGACGCCCAUGAAUGGCUACUUUUAUUGGGCAGGUCUCGGUAUUUUCCACUCUGGUGUUGAAGUCCAUGGUGUUGAAUAUGCAUUUGGAGCUCAUGAUUAUCCUACUAGUGGCGUUUUUGAGGUUGAACCUCGGCAGUGCCCAGGCUUUAAGUUUAGGAAGUCAAUAUUUAUUGGGACGACAUGCCUGGACCCUGUCCAGGUCAGGGAGUUUAUGGAGGACCUUUCUGCAAGCUACAAUGGUGAUACGUAUCACUUAAUUGUCAAGAACUGCAACCACUUCUGCAAGGACAUCUGUCUCAAGCUGACAGGGAAACCGAUUCCAAAAUGGGUUAAUCGUCUGGCAAAAAUAGGUUCAGUCUGCAACUGCAUUCUACCUGAAGCCCUCAAGAUUGAGGCUGUGCAGCAUGAUCCUAAUGGUCAACCGUAUGAUAGUGAGAAAAGGAGGCUUAGAAGUGCAUUCAGCUGCCUUUCUUCAAUUUCGAUGAGGCAAAAGCAGUUGUCAGCAUCUUCGUUGCUUCUUCAGUCACCCUUAAAAGGCUGCUUCCCAUGGGAAUUAAGGAGGUCUAAGUCUAACAACGGCUCCUUGAAGGAAAUAUGAGAAACUGCUUGGGAGAUGGAGAGUAAUUAUGCUAGCAAGAGUUGAUUUUGUAUAUUAGCAAGGAAUGCCAUGAUAGGUUUUCUUUCUUUGUGAGUUUGCGGAGUGAUGCUGAUCAUCUUUGUAAACAAAAGCUUGUGAGAUGAUACUUGUCAUCUUUGUAACAAUGAUAAGAGAUUAUGACCUGAGUUUAAUCUUAAAGCAACUGUUUCCACGGCUAUAGAAAAAUUUGUAUUCUUAGUGGAAGUUGUACAUUCAACACAAGUUCAUUGCAUAUUUCUGGUUCAGUUUUCGAA